AUGGACAGAGUAUACCCCAGAAGACAAGGCCGAGUCACAGCCCCACUCGAGUCCGCGCCUCUCUAUCUCUCUUUAGUCCACCAUGCGCAAGGCCCAGGAAAACCAUUCCAGUGGUCACUGUUCGUCGCCCACGAAAACCAACCAGACUCCGUCUACCAGGUCAAAGGCGAUGCAGAAUCCAUGGCUUAUGAGCCCGAAAACUUGGUAAAUGAGACUCAAGCUGAGUCAUUUUCGACCCUCUAUCAACUGGCUAUGGUGUCCGAAGAACAAGCGCGGGUAGUGAAGCAAGUUGCGGAAUGCGAACCUCCUCCACGUGCACCUUCGGCAGUUUGUUAUUGA
Messenger RNA from Penicillium arizonense, 339 nucleotides. RefSeq lists its product as uncharacterized. NCBI's taxonomy places the organism in Eukaryota, Fungi, Ascomycota, Eurotiomycetes, Eurotiales, Aspergillaceae. The transcript has a single exon. Bases 1 to 339 code for a protein of 112 amino acids. The record is from RefSeq and is a predicted model, not a curated record.